AUCCAACAAGACAAAAACAAAUGUGUGAAAUUCUUGGUUUUCGAUAAUCUAAAUUUAAUUAAAGAAAUAUACUUACAGUAUUAAAAUUUUAACACAUGGAAGGAAUUUUGUGGAAAUGGACAAACUAUUGGAAUGGUUGGCAAACAAGGUGGUUUAUUUUAGAAAAUGGUAUUUUGUCAUACUACAAGUCACAAGAUGAAGUAAAUCAAGGAUGCAAAGGAUCAGUGAAAGUAUCAGUUUGUCAAAUUAAUGUUAAUCACAUCGAUAACACACGCUUGGAUCUCGUAAUACCAGGACAACAGCACAUGUACUUGAGAGCGCCAUCACCUCAAGACAGGCAAAAGUGGCUUGUAGCUCUUGGCAGUGCUAAAGCAUGUGUUGAUUCCAAAGGGGAAUCUACAGUUACAGUAUUUGAUGAUACAAAUUCAUUGAGUCAUAAGAAGUCAGAGUUGAGACUAUACUGUGACCUCAUGAUGCAACAAGUACAUGCAGUGAAGAGUGCAGUCACUACUGAAAAUGGUCCUGAUUUGCAGAAUAUAGAUGAUGCCUCAAGUCUUCUCACAGCUACAUGUGAUACUUUCAUUAGAACACUUGAAGAUAUAAUGAGGAUAACAAGUGCAAGCAUAGCAUAUGAAAUGCCAGUACCCAAUAUUGCAUUACUGAAAAAUAAUAGCUCCAACAAACCACAACCAAGCAAUAAAACUCCUAGGCAAAGUCUUACUAGUAGAUCUUUAUCACAAGAAAAUAGGUGAAUGUGAAAUGAAGUCAAUGUUCAUUGUAUAAAAAGUAGUUCUGGUUAAAUUGGCAUAAAUUGUUACUUUAUGUUAUUAAUUUGCAGGCUAACAAUGUAUCACUUGAAAAGCUAUAGGGUACCUCUUUAUCUAAUACAUAUGUAUUUGCAAUUACCGCCCACACUCAGAGAAAACAAUAGGUUUAGGUUAAGAGUCUCGCGGAUCAUCUGAACAGGCCGAUACUUAACUCUAUAUUUAUGAGAGUUCCUAUGAACUCAAUACACGCGAUUAUCUGAUCAGUCCUAUAUAAUGAAUUAGAAACUAUACGCGCAUUAGAAUUUACGCGAGAUGUCGCGCGACCAUCUGAACUUAGCCUUAAUCACAAGUUUUGUUCUUAUUAAAAUUGAUGCUGUUAUUUUCUUUGCAAUAGCAAUGGUAUAUCAAUACAUACACAAUACACAUACAACGCGAUACAACUACAACACGAUACAUUAAAUUUAAUGACG
Molecule: messenger RNA, 1237 nt
Organism: Chilo suppressalis (striped riceborer)
Lineage: Eukaryota; Metazoa; Arthropoda; Insecta; Lepidoptera; Crambidae
Source: the annotation of a GenBank genome assembly